AUGUUCAGGACUUGGGCUCGGCAGUGUCCCCCGGGGAGUGUCCCCCCGGGGAGUGUCCCCAGCAAAGAGCUCUCGAGGGCAAACGACCAAAAACCACGACGACGACGACCAACCACGACCAUCAGCAGCAGCAGCAGCAUGGCUUCCGUCCUGGACUUUGCUCGGAAAAACCUCGGACUUGCUCCCGACCCCAAACUCAACUUCCGUGCCACCACCCUGGCCCAGCUGCAUGGCGCCGGAAGACCGAUCCCAGCCAGCGACAGCACAUACUGGGCAAACUACUACACCCUCUUCGACUUCCCCUCAGACGUCCCCACGCUCAUCUCGCUCGGCGAACUGCGCAAGGCGAUCAGACAGCAGCCCCAGAACAUCGUCACCCUCACCAGCCUGCUCAUCACCAAGCUCGACACUCUUGUCCACUCAGAGGCAACCCGCAAAACACUCGCCGAGCGAGAAGCCCCCGACGAACGCACCCGAGCCGACCAUAAAACCCACAACAACAACAACAACAACAACCAGCAUCCAUCCAACAAUAACAACUCAUUCACUAAUCAACUCAAAGGAUUCAGCCAGAAAGUACCCAGCACGCUCCUCAACGGCGCCGCAGAUAUCGUCGGCGUCGGGGGCUCGAAUAACAAGCUUCCCAAGGGCCCGCUCAGGGAGAUCCUCAACUGCGUCAGAGUCCUGACCAGGAUCUUGCCCCUGCUGAUCGAGGAAGCCUCGACAAUCGACUCCACCACGCCCACCACAACAUCCUUCUCUCCUCCCGGCGACUCUCCAACCAACCCGGCAACAAAAUCACAUAGUGAUAAGCUUUAUUGGAUCAAUAAUCUCCUCUGGGGCACCGUCCAAGCAGACUCAGCCACAAAGGAGGAGGAUGAUCUGGUCAACAUCCAGAAUCAGGCUGCCCAGUUUGUGCUCGACGAAGACGAAGAGGAGGACCAGGACUCGUCAGAAACCGUGAAGCUGGUCCCCGAAAAUAAACCACCACCACCACCACCACCACCGAACCACCAGCGUGCCUCAACAGCUCACCCUCCCCUGCUCGUCACCCUCAUCGACACCAUCCUCGACCUACUCUUCCUCCCGGGAGUCUGUGUGCCAGCGGGCACGAGCCAGGGUGCGGCGGGGGCGAGUCGGUAUCCGAUCUGGACGGGGGGGAUCGGCUCGUCGCAGAUGCCACUGGACCAUUCGCAGGCGCACAACGCGGCGAAGGUGGAGGUGCUGAGGCUGCUGCUCUCGGUGCUCUCCAAGCCGCUCUACUCGCCGCCCCAUCUGUACUCGACGGGAGGCGGGAUGACGGUCCGGGAGCUCCUGGGCCACCCGUCCGACGCGCCGCUCGACCGGGUCCGGGCCGUCUGUCUCGACGCGCCCAACCCCGCCCUCACUUACCUCUGCACCAGCCCCGCUAAGCCUCUCCUCCUCGCCCUCCUCUGCAGCCUCCUCAACACCGCCCUUGCCCCCGCUAAGAACAACUUUAGCAGCCCCGCAAGCGCCUUCAACACCCUCGCUACCGGGCUCGGCAGGAUCACACAGGGCAAGAUCGGCAUCGGCCCCGACCGGAGCUCCGACUCUGCUCCUCCCCCCGAAUCCUCCGCUUCAACCCCCACCCGCAGACCCAGCUUGACCCCUCAGAAUAGUGGCGGCGGAAGCAGUGCUGCGAGCCACUAUGGCGGCGCAAGCUCCGCCGGGAUCUCCCACGACCUUCCGGGAUGGUGUGCGGCCGUAUUGAGCGUGCUUCUCCUGCCCGAGCCGGCCGCAAACAACUCGACGACGACGACGACGACGACGGGUCGGACAGAGACGGCGGCCAAGGAAGCCGCAGAGAAGCCGGCGGGCUCAUCGGCGGAGACGAACGGGUUCCGGGUCUAUCUCUCGAAGAUCCAUCGGCCAGCCGACCUGAGUUUCCUGGCCGACAACCUGAUGGUCAUCCUGAUGAAGCCGAUGACGAUGACCUCGCAGCUUCUGAGUGCCGACUCGGUGAUCGGCUCGAGCGCGUUACUGGGCGGCCCGUUCGUGAGCUACGACUGCGGGCUCACCGAGGCCAUGGUACUUCUCCAUCUGGCCCUGGACUGCAAUCCUCGACUGAUCAGCCACCUCGUCAGCUCGGGAAAGAUCGCCCAGCUCUUCGUCGCGCUCACGUUUAUCUGUCUCGAGCAGAAGGACAGCCCUAAGCCCAAGCCCGGGCUCGUCAAGCUUUGUGCAAUCACCCUCCAGCUCCUUUCCGCCCAUGACCGUAAGGAACUCAGCCUGGUCGUCAACUCUAAGGUCGACCUCCCCGUUGCAAUCCGCGCCCAAUACUCCGUCCCCGGCACCCUCGCCGACUUCCUCAUCGUCUCCAUCUGCUCCUUCAUCUUCUCCACCGCCCAGCUCGCUUCCUCCAAUACUAGCACUCCCCUCGACGUCGACGGCGGCGCAGAUGCUCAUCUCAACGCUACUUACUCCUCCCUCGUCUUGGUAAUCACUAACCUGAGCCCCUUCCUUAAAGACCUUAGCCCCGCGGCGUCGUCACGACUCGGUCAGCUCUUCUUGUUCUUCUCCUCCCCCGGAUUCCUGCUGAGGGAGGACGGAAACGUCAAGCUACUCUAUUACGUGCUCGAAAUCUUCAACAAUAUUAUUCAUUACCAGAUGCCGGAUAACCCCCAUCUGAUCUAUUCGAUCAUCAAAGUCCACCAACGCUUCGAAAGCCUAGCAACGUUUACGUUGAAGGAAGGGAUGAAGGAGAUCGAGCGGGUGAAGCAACGGCGGCGCCAGGCGAGCCAGCGGAAGCCGACGCGGGACGGGCGGCGGAUGUCGGGGGAGCUUGCUCGUGGGGGUAGCUCGGUGGGCGGGAUGAGUGGGGAAGGAAUGGACGAGGGGUCCGUGACGGGCUCGAAGAUCUUCGAUGUGGACGAGGAUGUGGAGGAAGAGGAGGGAGGGACGAGGGACGCUGUAGGUGGAGGAGGACGACGGCUGCCGGAUAAGGGCAAGGGCAGGAUGCAAGACCCGCUCCUCGCCCCGCCCAUCGGCUCCUCCUCCUCCGCCCUCUCCGACUCCGACGACCGCUUCCAUCUCGUGGGCUCGGUCGUCGGCGGAGGCCACGCCGGCUCGAGCACCGCUAGCUUCGACCGCGCCUCCUCCGCACCCAACGACGACAAUUGGGCCCAUGUCCGCCUUCCCCCCUCUGAUCGACAACACGAGCCCACAAACGCUCCUCCUCCUCAGCCUUCUUUGUCGCCCGCCGCCGUUGGCAGGAACGGGUUCGUGCCGUCUGAGGCUUGGGUCGCUUCGUGGAGAGAUAGUUUACCGUUGGAUACUAUCCAGAUCAUGUUGAGUGAACUGAAGCCCAAAGUGAUGCGAGAACGCGGAGAAAGUGGGCAGGCCAAAUCUGACCCUAAGGGUCCGAGUGCCCAGGCCCUGAACCUACUAAAGUCAGCGACGUUACUCGGGAUGUUGCCGCCUGCGAGCAAGCGGGGCCGGCGCGCGCGGCGGUUCGAGCUGACGAAUGGACAGGCGGGGGGCGGGAUGAACUGGAUGGGGUCGCUAGUAUGGUCGAUGGUGUUCAUCAAAGACUCGAAUGCGCUCGCCGGCAACUUCUUCUCGAGCCCCUCCACCUCGAACCCCGGGUCGACGCCGUCGAUGGCUGCGGCCUCGGAGACGCCGGUCGGGCCGUUGAGGAUCAGGCUCUUCGGCGUCAAGAUCGUCCCCAGACGGUCCUCCUCCGGCUUCGUCCUCGGCCUCUUUAAGCCCUUCGCUGCCGCCUCUUCGUCGUCCUCUGCUGCCCCUUCGCAGCUUCCUACCUCGCGUAGCGGCAGCAUCCUCGAGCUCUCCAAACAACGCACUCCCUCGCGUGAUCGUCAUCUCUCUAAUUAA
Puccinia triticina is the source of this 3852-nucleotide messenger RNA. RefSeq lists its product as uncharacterized. The transcript has 5 exons. The coding region runs from base 1 to 3852 and encodes 1283 amino acids. The record is from RefSeq and is a predicted model, not a curated record. Gene Ontology annotation, cellular component: Golgi medial cisterna; Golgi trans cisterna; membrane. Lineage: Eukaryota; Fungi; Basidiomycota; Pucciniomycetes; Pucciniales; Pucciniaceae.